Camellia sinensis is the source of this 1913-nucleotide messenger RNA. RefSeq names its product protein BIG GRAIN 1-like A. NCBI's taxonomy places the organism in Eukaryota, Viridiplantae, Streptophyta, Magnoliopsida, Ericales, Theaceae. The record is from RefSeq and is a predicted model, not a curated record. Gene Ontology annotation, biological process: auxin-activated signaling pathway.
ACCGAGUUCUGUCUUCUCAUUUCUUUCCGUUGUACCUAAGAACAAAAAACAACCCCGUCUCUCUCCCAUUCUCAUCAUCUCUCUGUUUCUCUCUCUGUCUCUCUCUCUGUCCUCAGCGUCAGGCCGAGCGUGACCUCUGGCUUUCAUUACUCUCUAUUUCUCUCUCUAAAAUUGUCUCUUUCUCUCUCUACACAUCAAAAGCAAACAUCAAUUACCAUGUCUCCAUUGUUCCCUUCCCAAUUCUCACAAAUGUCUGUACCCUGUGUAUCUCUCAAUUCCCUCACUCGUAUUUGCAGCUUUUGACUCUCUCACAGCAGACAAUAAAGCCUUUAUUCUCUCUUAUUGAUUGUCAUCUUCUCUUUCCUUUGUGUUUGUGUGUGUGUUUCAUUUCAUUCAUCAAAACUAUAAAGAUCACACAUGGAUACAAGCUGGGAUAGAUCACUCAGAGACGAUCAAUUUCAAUAUCAAUAUCAAUAUAGACGACAAAGAGACAACAACAACAAUAACAACAACAAUCCAUCUUUCUCAUCCACUCUUCUCGACGCCAUCUAUCGCUCCAUUGACGAAGGCAGCGGAGGAGGAGGAGGAGGAGGAGGUGGACGCGGACGCGGAGGAGACGAGUUUGUUCUCUACAGAGAAACAAUGAGGAAGAAAAGCAGUAAUUGUCAUGGCGGUGGUUUUGAAGACGAUGUAGACACGGCGAAUCUCCGGCGAGCCUGCAUAAUCGAGAAGUGGAUGGAAAAAAAGGUGAGCGAGAAGAUCGUUCUCCGCCGUAAAUCCGUGGCUGAUUUCGAAACGAAAUCGCGGACUCGGCCGAAUCGCGACGAAUCCGUGUUCCUGAAAUCGAGCUCAAGCUCCUCCGAUUCGAGCUCCGGAGGCGGAUUUUCGUCCUCCGAAGCCGAGUCUGUUCAUGGAGUUCCGUGUAGGUCUUCUUCAACUUUCACUUCACACAGGCCGAAACCUAUUCGGACAAGCAUUUCGGCUCCACCAGAGAAAUUCAACAAACAAGGAAGUAGUAGUAGUGGUGAAUUCAAGGUGUUUGAUAAUUCGAAAAAUCAAAAGCCGAAACACGAAAACAGUUUCGUGAAGACGAAAUCGAAAGCAAUGAAGAUCUACGGCGACCUCAAGAAGGCGAAGCAGCCGAUCUCUCCCGGAGGCAAACUCUCGAACUUUCUCAACUCUCUAUUCACUGCAGGGAGUCCUAAAAAGGCGAAGAUUUCAUCGUCGUCCAACACCGGAAGUUACAAUGACACGAGUUCUGAUUGUAAAUCGAAAUCAUCAACAUAUGCAUCUGCAUGUUCAUCGGCUUCUUCGUUUUCCCGAUCAUGUUUGAGCAAAACUCCAUCUUCAAGAGGAAAAUUGAGCAAUGGAGUGAAGAGAUCAGUCACAUUCUAUCCUGUGAGUGUGAUUGUGGAUGAAGACUGUCAACCGUGCGGAGAAAAAUCGUUGAACAAAGAUGAUCCGAACAGCGCACAGAGAAACUCCAUUAAUGAAGAACUUAAGCUUCGUAUCAUGGAGAAGAAUCGCCGAGUCGAGGAAGUGGCCAGAGAUUUGUUGAAGAAUUAUCAGAACAAAGUUCAAUACGACGAAGAUCAGUUUGACAAUGACGAUGAUGAUGAAGAUGACGAUGCUGCUAGUUACGCUAGCUCUGAUCUUUUCGAACUUGACAAUCUCUCGGCCAUUGGUAUCGACAGGUACCGAGAAGAGUUGCCUGUUUAUGAGACAACUCGUCUCGAUACCAAUCAAGCUAUCGCUAAUGGCUUGAUUUAAUUUCCUAAUUUCCAAAAAAAACAAUAUAUGUGUUUUUCUUUUUAGUAUUGGUUUGGGGGUUUACGUCGAGAGAAAUAAUAAUAAAAAAUUUCUCUUUUUAAUUUAAUUUAAGUUUUAUGAAUUUCUUUUUUGUUUAUGUGUUU